Molecule: messenger RNA, 1578 nt
Organism: Fusarium poae
Lineage: Eukaryota; Fungi; Ascomycota; Sordariomycetes; Hypocreales; Nectriaceae
Gene: TIM50
Product: mitochondrial inner membrane protein required for protein import
Exons: 2
Coding region: 1-1578 (525 amino acids)
Molecular function (GO): phosphoprotein phosphatase activity
Source: RefSeq, a predicted model, not a curated record
AUGUUGUCUAGAGUAGCCCAGGCUUCCCGCUUGGGCUUGAUGACAGCUCGUCUGUCACAGCCCGUCGCAUCUCCCUCUCUCCGAGCGAUUCCCGCUACUGCUCCUCACUUUGCCUCGCCAUGGCUCCGAUCAUACUCCAAGCGUUCAUCCGGUCAACCGCCCAAAGAUUCGAAACAGAAGCCUUCGAAAGCCCAAAAUGAUACUGAGGCCGCAAAGACGCCAGAGAAGCCCGCCGAGAAUGACGUUAACAAGGCUAGCGAGCAAUCGCCCGAUGCUCCCAAAGAGGGGGAGCAAAUACCUUUCCACAAGCUCCCCGACUUGACACAAGGUAUUCCUUCAACACUUUUUGAGGAGAUGGGAGGCGAUAAGAAGAAGGAGCAACAGGCUCUUCAAGAAUUGGAGGAGGCCGAAUCCAAAGGUGGCGAGCGGGACCGCUCGGAAUACGUCUCUACUUCUGAGCGAAACCGCAAGUGGUGGACAAGAUUUAUGCUUACUGCGACCGCUGCUGGUGGUACACUGAGUCUUCUAUAUAUGGGCCGCAACUGGGAGGAUAACAUCGAAGCUGAGCGUCACUCUGAUAUUCCCAACGGCCCUGGUCCUGGAUUGUGGUGGAAGCGUGCCAAGGCCCGUAUGACCGAGUCCGUUACUUACUACCAGGAGCCCGCCUUCGAGAAGCUCUUGCCCGAUCCCGACCCUACUUUCGAGCGCCCUUAUACCCUCUGCUUGAGCUUGGACGACCUCCUCAUCCACAGCGAGUGGACUCGUGAGCACGGUUGGAGAAUCGCUAAGCGACCUGGUGUGGACUACUUUAUUCGAUACCUAAGCCAGUACUACGAGCUGGUUCUCUUUACUUCCACCCCCUACGCUACUGGUGAGCCUGUCAUGAGGAAAUUGGAUCCUUUCCGCUUGAUCUUGUGGCCCCUCUACCGAGAGGCUACCAAAUUUGAGGAUGGAGAGAUCGUCAAGGACCUCUCCUAUCUUAACCGUGACCUGUCCAAGGUAAUCAUCAUCGACACCAAUGCCAAGCAUGUCCGCAACCAGCCCGACAACGCCAUUAUUCUUGACCCUUGGAAGGGUGACCGAAACGACAAGAACCUCGUCAACCUCAUUCCCUUCCUCGAGUACAUCCACACAAUGCAGUAUGCCGAUGUCCGCAAGGUGAUCAAGUCUUUCGACGGCAAGGAUAUCCCCACCGAGUUCGCCCGUCGUGAGGCUAUUGCCCGCAAGGAGUUCCAGGCCAAGCAGCUCGCUCACAAGCAUAGACAUGGCUCUGGUGUUGGUGCCCUGGGCAGCAUGCUAGGCCUCAACCCCAGCAACAUGAACAUGAUGGUGUCUCCCGACGGCGAGCAGAACCCCGCUGAGGCUUUCGCCCAAGGCAAGAUGUUGCAGGACGUUGCCCGUGAGCGUGGCCAGAGGAACUACUUGGAGCUUGAGAAGCAGAUCCGCGAGAACGGAGAGAAGUGGCUCAAGGAAGAGGCUGCGAUGAUGGAGGCUGCCCAGAAGGAGGCCAUGAACAGCAUGAUGGGCUCUUUCGGAGGUUGGUUCGGUGGGAACAACCCACCCGAGAAGAAGGCCUAA